Episyrphus balteatus (marmalade hoverfly) is the source of this 1734-nucleotide messenger RNA. RefSeq names its product synaptic vesicular amine transporter (gene prt). Gene Ontology annotation, cellular component: synaptic vesicle membrane; terminal bouton. Gene Ontology annotation, molecular function: serotonin:sodium:chloride symporter activity. Gene Ontology annotation, biological process: transmembrane transport; aminergic neurotransmitter loading into synaptic vesicle. The transcript is spliced from 9 exons. The coding region runs from base 6 to 1607 and encodes 533 amino acids. NCBI's taxonomy places the organism in Eukaryota, Metazoa, Arthropoda, Insecta, Diptera, Syrphidae. The record is from RefSeq and is a predicted model, not a curated record.
UAAAAAUGGAAUCAGGAAAACCUGAAGAUGAACAAUCGGAAAUCAUAAAUUCCCAAGUACAUCCUCCAAGUAUUGGCCAAAGCCGCACAGUUAUCGCUACCAUAGUGUAUCUUGCACUUCUCGUUGAUAAUAUUUUACUAACGGUUAUAGUACCCAUUCUACCGGAUUAUCUGGCCACAAUUAACAACAAAUCCCUGCUCGACAUUAGUGAAACCAAUCAACAACAGCUGCUUAUUCAAAAUCUUGCCUAUCGUAACUUAGAUUCACAUCAUGCUCCAGUGGCGAUUAUGACAAAGCAUCCGAUACCUGGAAAAUCUCUAGUCAAUUUCACAGUUGUCGAGGAUAAAGUAAUUAUAGCACCUGUUGUAGGAGAUGGUUCAUCGUCACUUUUAAGCGAGAACAACGAAAAUGAUACUUUGGCAAGUGAAAAUGGUUCGAUUGGGAUCCUUUUGGCUAUGAAGGCAUUAGUUCAACUUAUUUUCAAUCCUAUCGUUGGGGGUAUGUCUAGUAAAUUUGGAUAUCGAUUGCCAAUUGUGUUUGGAACAUUUUGCCUGCUUAUAUCAGCUUUGGUUUUCGCAAUCGGUGAAACAUAUGUUACAUUAUUGAUUGCACGUUCUGUACAAGGUGUUGGAUCAGCUUGCAUUGGAGUUUGUGGAAUGAGUUUAGUUGCACAGCUCUAUCCUGAAGAGGAUAAACGUUCAAAGGUAAUGGGCAUAAUUUUGGGUAGUAUUGCACUUGGAGUACUGCUGGGAUAUCCUUUUGGUAGUAUUCUCUAUGACCUUGUGGGAAAAUCAUCUCCAUUCAUUAUUCUUUCAACUUUGAUAUUUCUUAAUUUAGGAAUGCAAUUGUUGACAAUGGAUUUAUCAGUUCAACCUGAGGUAACUCUUGAAGCUGGCCAACCCAAAUGGCGUCCAAUUUUCGAAAGCAAAAUGAUAUUAGCCAUUGUAGUGGCUAUUUUAGUAUCGACAUCUUCGAUGGCUAUUUUAGAACCAUGUUUACCAAUUUGGCUAAUGGAACACCUUAGACCAUAUAAAUGGCAACUUGGCACUGUAUUUAUUCCCGAUUCGGUUGGAUAUUUUAUUGGAACAAACUUUUUUGGUACUGUGGCUUAUAAUUUUGGACAGAUAAAAGUUUCUUGCUUAUCGUUGUUGUUGGUUGGAAUUGCAUCAAUUUUGAUCCCAAGUGCUACAACAGUUCCUCAACUACUACUGCCUCAUUUCUGUUUGGGUCUUGGAAUUGGUAUAAUUGAUGCUGCAUUGGUACCACUUCUUGCAUCGUUUGUCGAUAUUAGCUUAGGUGAUGAUCAAGUACCAGCAAAGGAUUUAAUGUCAAGCUAUGGAACUGUCUAUGCCAUCCAACAGACUUCUGUUAGUCUUGCAUAUUGCUUGGCGCCAUUACUUGGUGGAGAACUUGUCCAAGCAAUGGGUUUCACUUGGUUAAUGCGAUUGGUAGGAUUGUGUAAUAUUGUUUAUGGACCGUUAUUGGUUUUGCUUUAUAAUAAAUAUAAUCCAAAGUUUACAGCUGAAAAAGAUAAUCAAAUGUUACUUGAUACAUCCGGGAAUGGUCCGGGUUCCCAUUAUAAAAAGCUUUAUAAUUCAGUUGAAUAGAAAGUUCUAAUGCAGAUUGAUUUGAAAGGAUAUGUUAUAAAUAAGAUGUGUUGUAUGAUGUUAAUUUUUAAAUGUUUUUUAAACUUGUUGUUUUUAUUUUUAAAAAUAAAUACUAUUAAUAAAUGUA